Dromaius novaehollandiae (emu) is the source of this 1359-nucleotide messenger RNA. Its product is annotated as pepsin A-like. Gene Ontology annotation, biological process: proteolysis. The transcript has 9 exons. NCBI's taxonomy places the organism in Eukaryota, Metazoa, Chordata, Aves, Casuariiformes, Dromaiidae. Bases 100 to 1239 code for a protein of 379 amino acids. The record is from RefSeq and is a predicted model, not a curated record. Gene Ontology annotation, molecular function: aspartic-type endopeptidase activity.
AGAGUGGCUUGGUGCACUGCGUAUAUAAGGAGUGGGACAUAGGCAUUGCUCCACAUUCGGCACCUCUCUCCUUGCACUAGCAAUUGAGUGUAAGGCGACAUGAUGAAGCUGCUACUCCUUCUCAGCUUGGUGGCUCUCUCCCAGUGCCUCGUGUCCAAGGUCUCUCUGAGGAAAGGCAAGUCCCUGCGGCAGUCCCUGAAGGAACAUGGCUUGCUGGAACACUACCUGAAGCAUAACCCUUACAACCUGGCCUCCAAGUACUUCCCUGCUCUGGCUAGCACAGUCUCCUCUGAGCCCCUGGAGAACUACUUGGAUGUGGAGUACUAUGGCACCAUUUCCAUCGGCACCCCGGCCCAGGAUUUCACCGUCCUGUUUGACACCGGCUCCUCCAACCUGUGGGUGCCCUCAGUGUACUGCUCCAGCGAGGCCUGCACCAACCACAACCUCUUCAACCCAGCAGACUCCUCCACCUUUGUGAGCACCAACGAAAAUGUCUCCAUUGAGUAUGGCACCGGCAGCAUGACCGGCAUCCUUGGCUACGAUACCGUUGUUGUUGAGGACAUCACGAUCAGCCAACAGAUCUUUGGGUUGAGUGAGACUGAGCCUGGCGAUUUCUUCUACUACACUCCCUUUGAUGGUAUCCUGGGCCUGGCCUUCCCCAGUAUCUCUUCCUCUGGAGCCACCCCUGUCUUCGACAACAUGAUGAGCGAAGACCUGGUGUCCCAGGACCUCUUCUCUGUCUAUCUGAGCAACGACGACGAGAGCGGCAGCUUUGUCCUGUUUGGUGGCAUUGACGACUCUUACACCUCUGCAGGCAUCAGCUGGAUCCCUCUCUCUGCUGAAACCUACUGGCAGAUCACCAUGGAUAGUGUCUCCAUGAACGAUGAGGUCAUUGCCUGCUCAUCCAGCUGCCAGGCCAUCAUCGACACCGGCACCUCUCUGCUGGCUGGCCCCACCAGUGCCAUUGAUAACAUCCUGGAUGCCCUUGGCUCUGACUCCAGUGGCGAGAUCAGCUGUGACAGCGCCAGCAGCUUGCCCGACAUCGUCUUCACCCUUAACGGCAACGCCUUCUCUGUGCCUGCCAGCGGCUACGUCGUGGAGAGCGAUGGGUCCUGCAGCCUUGGCUUUGAAAGCGUGGAUGUCGAUGACCUCUGGAUCCUUGGUGAUGUCUUCAUCCAUGAGUACUACGUGAUCUUCGACAGGGCCAAUGACAGGGUAGGCCUGUCCUCCCUGUCUUGAGCAUGCCAGUGCGAUGCACAUCUGCAGCCCGUCUCAGAGGGAAAGCUGGGCUGGUCCUGGCCCAAUGCUCCCAUCCCCUCCUGCAACAAUCAUCCUAUAGAAUAAAGCAGUGUAAAAGCA